This is a messenger RNA of Lasiodiplodia theobromae, 318 nucleotides long. RefSeq lists its product as uncharacterized. The record is from RefSeq and is a predicted model, not a curated record. The transcript is spliced from 5 exons. NCBI's taxonomy places the organism in Eukaryota, Fungi, Ascomycota, Dothideomycetes, Botryosphaeriales, Botryosphaeriaceae. Bases 1 to 318 code for a protein of 105 amino acids.
AUGCUUGCCUCCCGCUCCAUCGGCCUCCAGGCCGCCCGGGCUUUCCAGCCCAUCCGCUUCGCUGCGCCCGUCAGCCGCCAGGCCCGCUUCCUCAACAUGAGGGCCACCCCGCGCAUGAUGCGCCCCGUUCCUAAGGAGGAGCACAGCGCCCACACCAUCUCCCAGCGCAUCCGCACCCUCAAGAAGAUUCCCCCGGAGUUGAUCCCCCUCGGCAUCGUCCUUUGCGUCGCCGUCGGUGCUGCUUUCUUCUCCAUUUUCAGGAAGCUCUACGUCGACAAGACGCUCCGCCUCUCCAGGCAGAGGGGCCACGAGGCAUAG